UCCGAUUUGAAAAUCCACUGAGAUAAUGGUCCACUGCGGCAAUGCUUUGGGACAACCAUUUCGGCUAGCAAAGAUCGUGUUUUCAUCAUUAUUAUUUCUGAAAUUAAAUUUUAGAACGAGUACUACAGCCGCUGCAAGAAUAUUAGUUACAGCGUAGUAAAUUAAGUGCAACGACAUGGAUGUGUUCUUUCUUUGCCGGGGACUGUAUGAUGUCACCUUCACGGAACAAUUCUUGGACUAUUUCACUUAUAUGUUUAAACUAAAUGUUUUUUCUUAAUUUGUUGGGGGAAAAAAAAUCUAGAUCCCACCUAAUGUUAUCAUCACCAUGGACAGGGAUGCUUACCGCAACUGCUGCAGUCUGGUCAAAAUCCCUCGACAGUCCUACGACCAAUUCUGCUCGUCGCAUUUCGUCGACUACAUCGACAAUGAUUUGUCUUACUCCAAAUUCUUCAAAAGAUACCUGCUCCCUAAUCACCCGUGCGUCUUCUCCAAGCGAUUUACCGAGGAGUGGAAGUGUAGGAAAGAAUGGGUGACCGAGGAGGGCAAGCCUCAUUUCCAGAAGCUGCUGCAGGAAUUUGGGGAGACUCCUGUUCCUGUGGCCAACUGCAACGCAAAAGAAUACAAUGCAAACCCCAAACAAGUGAUGCCUUUUAAAGAAUUCAUCCAGUACUGGAAGGAGCACAUCCAGAAUGGACAUUCGUCCCCUAAAGGAUGUCUCUAUCUUAAAGACUGGCACAUGUCCAGGGACUUUCCUGAUCAUCACGUUUACACCACCCCCAUCUUCUUUACAUCUGAUUGGCUGAAUGAAUACUGGGACACACUUGAAGUGGAUGACUACCGCUUUGUCUACAUGGGCCCCAAAGGAUCCUGGACGCCAUUCCACGCCGACGUGUUCCGCUCGUACAGUUGGUCGGCCAACAUCUGCGGCAGGAAGAAAUGGCUGCUGUAUCCUCCCGGACAGGAGGAGUUCCUGAGAGACACGCACGGCAACCUCCCCUAUGACGUUACAUUGGGAGAGCUUCGCGACAGGAGCCUUUUUCCUCACUCCCUGGAGGCCUGCCAACCGCUUGAGAUCAUCCAGGAGGCUGGUGAAAUUAUUUUUGUGCCCAGCGGAUGGCACCAUCAGGUUUAUAAUCUGGAGGACACCAUUUCCAUCAAUCACAACUGGCUGAACGGCUGCAACGUGGACAUCAUGUGGCAGUUCUUGCAGAACGAGCUGUCUUCGGUGCAGAAAGAGAUCGACGAGUGGAGGAACACCAUGGAUUCGUGGCAUCAGCACUGUCAGGUCAUUAUGAAGGCCUGCUCCGGCAUCGACUAUGGGGAGUUUGCGUCGUUCCUCAAAAUCGUGGCGGACAACCGCAUGACUUUCCUGAACGCCCGCCCCUCCGGAGACGGCGCCGACUACCCGCGCCACCUCUCGGAGGUGCUCGUCACCCUCGGGCCUUACCACGCGGCCUUCGACUUGCAACGCGUGGCCCACAUCCUGGAGCUCCUGCUGUGUAAUGAGGAUUUCAAGCUUCUCAACCACUCGGCGUCCGCCGUGCAGCCGGAAACGCUGUUGCAGCAAAUUCGGGACACUAUACAGUCCACCAGGGGGCAGCAUCUUUAUCCAGACUGAUAGGUUAGGUGGAAUGCAGACAUUUUAGGUGCAAGAAGGUGACUACUUUUUAAGCCCCGGAGUCUAAACCAAGCUCAUAUCCAUGAAAACAGUAAAAGCAUAGAUUCUAUUUUCAACUGUGAAGGUAGCACUUCACUUCUACUUACUUUUAGAUGGUAGUUCUUCAGGGUGACCCAACUGUUGCUUGAAAAUAGUGGAUCUUGGUCCAGUGUGAGUGGUAAUAGGCGAAAUUCAGAUGUAGGUCGUAGCUAGCAGAAGGCGUCCUUGGUUGUUUAAAUGUCAGCAAAACAUAGAAUCAUAUUUCGUUGCUUCUGAAACGUCAAUGACCUUGCAUUGUUUUGCAACUUUAUUUAUGCAUAGUUAGGCAUCUUGGAUAUAGCUUGAAUGCAAACGAAAACAUUUGAAGGCACUUUGAUACUUAUGAUAUAUUAUUUCAUACACCAUUUAAUUAAAACUCUUGACGUUUCAUGACAUGA
Molecule: messenger RNA, 2094 nt
Organism: Syngnathus acus (greater pipefish)
Lineage: Eukaryota; Metazoa; Chordata; Actinopteri; Syngnathiformes; Syngnathidae
Gene: jmjd4
Product: jumonji domain containing 4
Exons: 6
Coding region: 326-1618 (430 amino acids)
Biological process (GO): positive regulation of translational termination; protein hydroxylation; negative regulation of gene expression
Cellular component (GO): cytoplasm; nucleus
Molecular function (GO): sequence-specific DNA binding; histone H4R3 demethylase activity
Source: RefSeq, a predicted model, not a curated record